AUUGUGUGAGUGACAGCGUUCUCACCAGAGUUCUUCACAGUCUGCACCACAUGUCCGUGAACCUCUUUGAAGACUUCCGCUGCAGGAGGUGCUUGUGAUGCUUUAGGUAGAUAAAUAGUGUUCAAGCAAGUUCCUGUCUACGGUUUCCUCCUCUCAGGCACACAAACUGCUACUUCAGUAGAAAUAUCAAACCAAAAGAUUCAACACACCAAGGCAGCUCAUAUAAAUCAGUAAUAUCAAAUUCACAAAGGUCACCUCGCCGGGCCUACAGGCAACACAAAUCUUCUAUCAUGGUUGAUAACGUCGUCUCAAAGCCUCUCCGGUUAGUUUUGAUCUUCACAGCUCACAUGGUAUUCAACGGCACCAGCCAAGCAGAGGUCACAAGGAUCCUUGGCACCAACAUCACCCUUGAAUUCAAAUUUAACAUCAGUGUCUCAAAACAUUCUGCAGUUUAUAAAAACCACACAAAGAUUGCUGAGUAUUCAGAAGCCAAGAUUUUCUCAAAUGAAGGCAAUUUUAAUAUCUAUCACAAAAACAUGUCUGUGUUUUUCUGCAUAUCAAAUCUCACACUAAAUCACAGUGGAAUUUACUGGGCCAGUUUGUUCAUGGACUCAGGACCUGCAAAAGAAAGUAAUAACCAGGAGCAGCUGAUUGUCCGAGAGGAGAACAAAAGCAGUACAAUUCCUUCAAAGCAGAAUGACAUCACAACAAAUGAAGACAGUGGAAGUCUCAGUCACAUCGUCACUGUUCUUGUGGUUUCACCCGUCGUGCUGUUGGCUGCAGCACUUCCAUUGUUGAUCUGGUGUCUCGUGAGAACCAACGACAAACAACCACCGCCACAACAAAGCUCCAAUCCCACAGUACAAGAAACAGUUGAAGCGCCCUACACUGUGCCUGCACCCCCACUCAUCUACAGUGUCCUGGACUUUCCCAAAAGACCUUCUGCAGUUCAGGAGAUUCAUCCAAGUGACACAGAGUACGCUGCAGUCAACUAUCUCCCAGAAAAGAGACAAGUGUGACAUGCAGCUGAAUGUAAACCAGUUGCUCUGUCUUGGUCAGGGUAAAGAGAUCCAAGAUGACUUGUAAGUAUGCUAAAUGCUUUUGUUAUCUCAAUAAUGAACCCUCAGAGCAUGUAAUUUAGGCUUCUUGCAAUAAUUUAGAAGCAAAAGAGUUUGGAGGGGAAGAGUUGUGGCUUGGGCUGUAUGCAUGUCGGUGUCACUUUUUUUUGGUGGUCGUGAGAUUGAAAUGUUGCAAGUUUCUGCGGCAAACCACAAGUCAGCUCACAGCUUACACUUUUGUAACAUCAUUUUUUGGGGGUUUUGUUUGCUCUUUAUUUGUUUCAUCUUUACACUAAACCCUUAAAGGCAAAGUCUGGAGAUAUGUUUUGUUAUUGUUGACAAAUGCCAUAAAAAGACCAAAACAAUAACAAGUAUUUUCUGUAGUUAGAGUCUAAUAAACGUCUCAUUCCUCUGUUCCUUAAAACUCCGUUGCUGUCAAAAAACUAAACUAACUAAACACACCAGGUACCUUCAUUAUGAUGAACAUGGGCACUGUAGUUAAUUUUGAGUCCCAUAAAAAAAUUUUACUCACUGGAUCACCAAUUGUUUAUUAAGGCGCCACUGAAACUAGUCCCAAAAAAAGAGGAUUUCUGUUUGAGUAACACUUUCUAAAAACUAAAGUGCUCAGCUGUUUUUGGUAAAUUAUUUAUCCUUACACAUUUAAAAAGAACUAAACAUUAAACAUUGUUUUUUGUUUUUUUUACAUGCAAUACAUAUAUUUUUGUCUUCAGUAGGAUCAAACGGGACCACAAACAGGGUCAUUGCAAUCUCACGAAUGGGUUCAUAUGAUAUCAUACAAAAGGUCAUGCACACUAAAACGUAUGAUAUUAUACAAAAACUAGGAGACCGCUGGCUGGUCAUUGUACAUCGGCUACAGAGCUCCGUGCUACAAAGCGGCAGUUGUUAGCUGUUUAAGCCGCCACAGAGCUUCGAUACGCGGCUACAGACCUCCGUCACAGCUUGGUCGUAUCAGCUAGUAGAUGUGUUUAACCGCUACAGAGCAGGUCAGCGGUAGUUGGUGGUUCAGUUCACCGAGAAUAGGUGACUGUGCGUCGUGUACAGAGCACCAGGAGCUGCCGGUCAUUUCGGCGGAGUUUAGGCACAAAAAAGUGAGUGUUAUGCAGCGAGGAAAGUUCAGUUUAGGCACCAGAAUGAUUAGUUAAGUUUAGGAAAAAGGUUGUGGUUUGUAUUAAAACACCCCCAUGGAACAUGCACUUCCUGUGUGAAACUUCAAGAUGCAAACUCCACUCCCUGGCUUGAAAGUCCUGUGUGUUAACACCCACCCAUCACCCCGACUACCUUGUAUGCAGCGGCAGUCAAUGUGAUGCACUAACCCGUUCUCACUUUGAACGCGUAACAUACGGAGGUUUGGACAGUGGCUAUCCGCGUCUCAUGCAACGGAAAAGGCGCCCUUUGGCGUGUGUGUAGAACAUAUUGGGGAGAGCAGCAUCUAAAUGGGGUUUAGCAAGUAGUAUGGAAGGGGAAAAUUCUGUGUAGGGAGGUUGGUCGGGGUGGCGGAUGGAUGUCAGGGAAGCCGUUUUCUUCUUUACCAUAAGCCCACCCAAUACCUUUACCUUAAACAAACCGUCCUGUUCCCGCGAGUCAUAGAAUCGUAAGCUCAACCACAAGCUUUUCCUUAACCUAACAGCGUCAAAAGGUACGCCAAUAGUCCCAACAAAGCAUGUGUUACGUGAUGCUAUAGGAGACGACCAAGCGUGUGUUAUAUCAAAAACAACGAUGAAGGCACCUGACCAAACAUCCGUAUUUUACGAGAUGGAAGUAAGAAUGUGUUAGAUGCACACAGCCAAAAAAACUUGUAAAUCAUACAAAUUACAGUGCUUAUCUUUUCUGGGCUUUUUGAAUGUAUGGUUCAUGAAAACAGGUUGACAGGGUAGGGAAGUCAGAAAGGAUUGAGAGAUGGAUUAACAGAUGAUUUUGGUGUUUUCAUGGGAUUUGUUGAUAAUAAUAUAUAGAAAGGCCGGGCUUAUCCUUUAUGCCACAAUAAAAGCUAAAGUACCUGUAAGAAAAAUUGUCUCCAAAAAUUUAAAAAUAAAAUAAACGUUUCUGUGUGGAAGGAUGACAGAUGACUUACAAGAAAACAAAAAUAAAAUGUAACCAUUAAAUCUUCCCUCUCCAGAUCAUAUUUGGAUUCCAGUGCUGAACUUGGCUGUAGUGACAUCCAUGACAUGUUUAUUAAUAGUCUUAUCUCCAUGGAUGUGUCAAACCUUUAAAAGCUCCCUUUGGGUUUCAGGUUGAGUCAUUUUUUUUCCAAUUCUGUCAAUGAUUUUGUUUUUCAUCAUUGUGUUUGUCAGAGUUUUGACACAAAGUUUCCACGGUUAAAAUAAACAAAACUAAGAACCAUUAGUAAAAUGAAAGGAAACAAUGUAUUUAUAGUUAAGAGAUCUCAGCUUAACAGUACUGUAUGUUCGCAGGUCACGGGAGUGACUUUCCAUUUACUGUGUACUGUGACGGUUUGACACUCUCGCACCAACUAUCUGACACUAUCUCACUGCCAUUUCAUUCCACUGCAUGUUUUCAGAAGUUCUCUUUUGGCAGGUGCCUACUCUUGAUAGAUUUGUCAGACAAAGUUUUAAUUUAUGUUCUCAAUGCCACAUAUUGAUGUUAUCAAUGUGAUGAUAUCCAUGUAUUCUAUGGUAAAAACUUCUCCAACAUAUCCUCACUAGUGGCAGAUAAGCAGGGUGAUUAUUCAUCCCGGAUGUUGAUUGUUAUUCAGGACAGAGAAAAAAACUACAAACCUGGUAAAUGAUGGUGUGUGGUUUUUGAAUUGGUGACCACAAUGGCACGCAACCAAAGACUGACUGACAGACUGAAGUUUCCUCUCUGCUUUAAAACCAAAAUGAGUGAAUGAAAUAGCAAAAGUGCAUUUUGAAUGUACCAUGUUACUAAGUUGCUUGUCCUGUCAGGUGUUAUUACACAUACUACUGAACAGUUUUUGUCUUGAAAUGCAGGAGUGAUUGUCCAAAUAAAGUAAUAAUUUCUUUUUUGUGCAAAUAAUGUACUUUAUCAAUGUUGGAUCUACGCAAGACUUGUGUAAGUAAACAGAAAAUACAUUUUGUUUUGGUGGUAUGUUCACGGAGGUGUUCAAAAUGAGAAGUAAAACACAUUGUGUAUGCUUCACAGUGCGUUUAGUUGUAAAAUAAAAAUGACAAAAUGUUUAACUGCAAGCUCAGCUUGUUAAAUUGUAUAUGUUCUGAAUGAAACGUCUCAAUAA
Molecule: messenger RNA, 4290 nt
Organism: Etheostoma spectabile (orangethroat darter)
Lineage: Eukaryota; Metazoa; Chordata; Actinopteri; Perciformes; Percidae
Exons: 5
Coding region: 291-1019 (242 amino acids)
Biological process (GO): positive regulation of T cell apoptotic process; negative regulation of immune response
Cellular component (GO): membrane; external side of plasma membrane
Source: RefSeq, a predicted model, not a curated record